Molecule: messenger RNA, 465 nt
Organism: Drosophila obscura
Lineage: Eukaryota; Metazoa; Arthropoda; Insecta; Diptera; Drosophilidae
Product: larval cuticle protein 65Ag1-like
Exons: 2
Coding region: 58-438 (126 amino acids)
Cellular component (GO): chitin-based extracellular matrix
Molecular function (GO): structural constituent of chitin-based larval cuticle
Source: RefSeq, a predicted model, not a curated record
CGCCGCUCGACUGCUCGUCUGCUCGACUCAACUCAAAAUCACACUAUAAAUAAGCAGAUGGCCCAGCCUAACAGUAUAGUUAUCUUUGAAGACUUCAACGAUCUACACAAUCCUUUCAACAUGAAGUUCCUCAUUGUCUUCGUUGCCCUCUUCGCCCUGGCCCUCGCUGCCCCUGUUGAGAAUGAUGCGGUAGUCGUCCGCUCCGACUCUGACGUUGGACCCGAGAGCUUCAAAUAUUCAUACGAGACCAGCAACGGAAUCAGCGCUCAGGAGGCUGGACAGCUGAACAACGUCGGCUCCGAGAAUGAGGCCAUCUCCGUCAAGGGAUCUUUCUCCUGGGUCGACCCUGAUGGCGUCAGCCACACAAUCAGCUACAUCGCUGAUGAGAACGGUUUCCAGCCCGAGGGCGCUGAUAUUCCUGUUGCACCCGUGGUUUAAGUUUUUAAGAUUGAAAUAAAUUGUUUA